Messenger RNA from Ochlerotatus camptorhynchus, 987 nucleotides. RefSeq names its product yellow-k (gene yellow-k). The coding region runs from base 1 to 987 and encodes 328 amino acids. Lineage: Eukaryota; Metazoa; Arthropoda; Insecta; Diptera; Culicidae. The transcript is spliced from 2 exons. The record is from RefSeq and is a predicted model, not a curated record.
AUGACUUUUUACAAUGCAGUAUUUUUUGCAUUACUUUGCCUGCACGGUUCCGGUUUCGGUUGGGAUCUAUCGUCCCUAGGCAUUGAGGAGUUUUCCGUCCGACAGGUAUCGCUUUACAAAUCGCGUGCCUUCCUAACGAUCGAUUGUGAAAAAGCCAGCCUGGUGGAGGCCUCGUGGCCUGAGAACAAACUAGGAAUCCGACCACGCGUCUUGUCCGAGAGCCCAACUUCACACAGCGAUUGUUGUGAUGAAUUGAAGCACGUGAUUGGUACGGAUGUCGACUCGGUAGCCCGGUUGUGGAUUUUGGAUCGCGGCGAUGAUUAUGGGCUCUGUGGGCCGAAGUUGAUCAUUCGUAGUUUGAUCAUUGCAACGAGUAAGGAGAUUCGGUACGACUUUGGCUUGUCGAGCAGAGUGUUCCAUUCGAUAGUGGUGGAUCCCAUCAAGGCUUCUGACGGAGAUACUCGUGCGUUCGUGACACUGGAGGAUACCGACUAUAUGUUAUUCUUUUCGCUUUACAAGCAGACUUUUGGGAAACUUAAAUUUGAGAGGAAAGACCUAUCACCCAUUAGUCCGAUUUCGCUAUCGGAGGUUGCCGUCAAUCAAAAUCGCCUCUACAUUUCUGACAGCCUGAGUGGCCGUCUGUUUCUACUGCCGAUCAAGACCAUUCGACAGCUGCCAUUCCCCGAAGAUGGAGUGCAAAAGAUGACACUGAAGACGAAUGUGACCUACUUAGGGAGACUUCUGGGGCGUGCGAAUGGUUUGAAAUUGGACCUGUGGGACAACCUGUACUACAUCAUUCCAAGGGAUGGAGCGAUCGUGAAAUGGAAACCGGGACACUCGCUGAAAGCGGAGAACCAUUUGGUUAUUUUCCAGCGGGAAAUCAACGUUAGUCAGAUUAUUUUGGGCGUGGGAAAUAAGGCUUGGGUCAUCGCAAGUGAGUUCGCGUCUGAUGAAAGCAAACGGCAUUGUUUAAGAAUUAGCAAAUGA